Molecule: messenger RNA, 1274 nt
Organism: Helianthus annuus (common sunflower)
Lineage: Eukaryota; Viridiplantae; Streptophyta; Magnoliopsida; Asterales; Asteraceae
Product: SNF1-related protein kinase regulatory subunit gamma-like PV42a
Exons: 3
Coding region: 51-1166 (371 amino acids)
Source: RefSeq, a predicted model, not a curated record
CAACUUACAUACCAUACAACUUUCAAACACACAAUCUUAAACUUUAAACAAUGCAAACAACAAUGAUGGGUGUGAAAACCGACAACAUACACCCCACCAUGGAGCCACAAGUACAUCUAAAGGACAAAAAGGUAAAAGAACUAGUAGCCGACACUAAGCGGCUAGUGGAGGUACCGUACACAGCCACCCUGGCGCACACGUUGAAUGCGCUGGUGGCGAACCAGGUGGUGGCAGUGCCGGUGGCUGCACCACCUGGUCAUUGGAUUGGGGCUGGUGGGUCUAUGAUAUUAGAGUCGGAUAAACAUACGGGUGUUGUGAGGAAACAUUAUAUAGGGAUGGUUACUAUGUUGGAUAUAUUGUCGCAUAUUGCGGGGGAUAAACCGGAUGGCGGCGAUGAGGGGUUGGAUAUGGAGGAGAGGAUGGCGGUUCCGGUUUCGUCGGUUAUCGGUCAUUGUCUUGAGAGUCUUAGCCUUUGGACGCUUAACCCUUGCACCAGCAUUCUAGACUGUAUGGAGGUGUUUAGCAAAGGAAUUCAUCGCGCAUUAGUACCACUGGAUAGCAACAUGGAGAACGUAGCCGGAGUAGAGCUCGUUGAGUCGGCCUCGACAUACCGAAUGGUCACACAAAUGGACCUCAUCAAGUUCUUAAAAGGACACGAACCCGAACUCAAACAUAUACUCAACCAAACCGUGCACGAACUGUCUGUAGUAGUCGAACCCGUCUUUGGCGUCACUAAUCACACCAAAGUCAUAGAUGCCAUCAAGUCAAUGAGAGCCGGCUCUCUUAACGCCGUCCCUAUCAUUGAAUCUACAAAUCCCACAACCGAAGAUCACUCGCUACUCGUAAAUGGAAAAGGGAGGAAAGUGAUCGGUACAUUUUCGGCUACGGAUUUGAGAGGGUGCCCGGUUUCUCAGUUGCAAUCUUUUUUGCCGGCAAGUGUGAUGGAAUACACGACGAGCUUGUUGUCCGUGUCGGCUAAUAUGGCAGGGUCGAGCCCGAGGGAGCUUGUGAUUUGCUACGGUGAAUCACGACUAGGUGAAGUGGUCGAUAAGUUGGUGGCGAACCAUGUUCAUCGUGUUUGGGUUGUGGACCGUAACGGGCUGCUCGAGGGGCUUGUUUCGCUUACGGAUAUAAUUAGAGUGAUUAGGAGCUCUUUGUUAGAGUAGUUUAUAGCAAGUUUGGGUGUUUUUUGUUUUGUAUUUACUGAACCAUGUUCAUCGUCUUUUGGGUUGUGGACCGUAACGUGGUGUAUUAAAUGUUUCUUUUUUAAGAUA